GAGGCCAAUCCUAACGUCCCACUUAAUUCUCCUUUUUUUCUUACUUAUACAGCAAACUUUCUCCGCAAGGAAACCUGGCACCGCUUAAUUAAAGUCUUGCUAUAAUUAUCUUUCUUUACUUGUGAUUCCUUCUCUCUUACUGCUAUUUUUGGGUGGUUAAUUUGGAGGUCCAAUCUGUUCUCUAAAAGAAGGAGAAUAAGAAGAUGGCUAGUUUGAUUACCAGUGUUACUAGCAUGCUCCCUCCAAACCCAAAAUCCUCUGUUUUUGGGCAGCAAAGAUCUCUCUUUCUGUCCAGAGGAAGAUCCAAGAAAAAGAAUCAAGCUACUGUUCCUGUGGCAAGACUGUUUGGACCAGCAGUUUUUGAGGCAUCAAAGUUAAAAGUUCUGCCUUUGGGAGUGGAUGAGAAGAAGCAUCCAGGGAACCUGCCGAGAGUUUAUACUCUCACACAUAAUGAUAUCACCUCCAAGCUUACUUUGGCCAUAUCACAAACCAUAAAUAACUCUCAGUUGCAGGGGUGGUACAACAAAUUAUACAGAGACGAGGUGGUGGCAGAAUGGAAGAAGGUUAAGGGGAUGAUGUCUUUACACAUUCACUGUCACAUAAGUGGAGAACAUUUUCUCCUUGAUUGGUUUGCAAGAUUCAGAUAUUUUAUCUUCUGCAAAGAACUCCCCGUGCUGAGUUAAAUCUCACAAAAGAAAAACUUUUUCAGUGUUUAGUUUUUUUAUUUACAAGAUUUGAUAUUUAGAUUUUACUUAAAAGAAAAUAAAUUUUUUCCAAUAAGAGCAAUAGAUUUUU
This is a messenger RNA of Rubroshorea leprosula, 795 nucleotides long. The record is from the annotation of a GenBank genome assembly. Lineage: Eukaryota; Viridiplantae; Streptophyta; Magnoliopsida; Malvales; Dipterocarpaceae.